Molecule: messenger RNA, 877 nt
Organism: Austrofundulus limnaeus
Lineage: Eukaryota; Metazoa; Chordata; Actinopteri; Cyprinodontiformes; Rivulidae
Exons: 2
Coding region: 39-782 (247 amino acids)
Source: RefSeq, a predicted model, not a curated record
UAAAUCGUACACGCGGGGAACCACAACAAAACAUUAAAAUGGCGAGUUCGAGAGGAAGAAAUGAUUCCUUUGUGUGGACCGACGACGAAGCAGAACUACUGCUCCGUGUCACAYUGAAUUAUAAGACCACCAAGGAGCAGGACGGUGUUGACUGGGAGACGUGCCAAUCCAAAUAUGCAGACAUAAUGGACGCUUUUCUGGAGCAGUAUCCGGCGACGGGCAUGGCUGAGGGGAAGGAUUUUCCUCACCAGAUCCAGAACAUCUCGAAAGCCCAGAUCAGCACAAAGAUUAAAAGCAUUCGAGGGAAAUACAGGCAGGCGCUGAACAYGGGGCGUCGCAGGGGGCUAGGACGUGUUCUUCUGUUGUUUUUUGGGCUGUGCGAGGAGAUAUGGGGACGGUCGCCCGCAGCGACCCCCAUCUCAGCCGGCUUUGAGACGGCAGACAUCGCCGACUCUUCCUCACCUUCUUCUACCCGGGCGACGUCUCCGGCAACAGAGCCMCCAACUGGUUUUAAAUGUGAGGAGUCUGAGGUAAACCUGGACAGCAACAGAAAUGAGACGGUGAAAAGGAAGCCCCCGGCUGAACCCGCAGAGCUGGACGACCUGCAGAUAAAGAGGAGGAUGCUGCAGCUAAUGGAGCGAUCUGAAAGACGCAGCGCAGAAAACCUGCAGCAAAUCAACACAAACAUUGCGAACAGUACUCGGAUGAUUCAGGAGAGCCUCUCGCUGAUGAAGGAACUCAUACAACAACGCGUUAAGCAGAUAGAACUAAAACUGCUUUAAGUGUUGUUGCUUUUACAGUUAUACUUCAAAAAGGUUCUCUCUUGUCUUUUAUAUUUAAAUAGCUAUUUUUUCCCUUUGGAAACUAAUUUACACGU